AUGCAAACAGAUUUAGAUCUUGAUAAUUAUGAUAAAAUUGAACGUAUCGAUAAUAUUGUAUCAGAAAUUCAUGAGAUGAGAGUUGUUAAAGAAAUUGUUCCAAAUAUAGAUGAACAUAUAGAAAAAAUUACUUCUCAAUAUAGAAAUGAAAUAGAUAAUGUAUUUACUAUUAUUAAAGAUACAUUUGAUUUUGAGAAAUGGAAAAAACAAAAAGAUUCCAUUUUAGAUCGAUUUUUAAAAGGCAAAAAGUAUAACGAUAUUUAUGCUACAUCUCAACAUGUAUUUCUUAAUACAACUAAUGAUCGUGGUAGAAAAGUUAUAGAGGAUAUUAAUAAUUUCAAAUAUGAACAUGUUGGUAAUGACAUGAUAACCUUAAAAACAGCAAAUCAAGUAGGACAACAUUUAUUUGCACAAGCUAAACGAGUACUUAAUAUUGGUCUAUAUAAUUUAAUGGAAGAAACAAAAAUUCAAACGAUUAUGCUUGGAAAUACUAUUGAAAUUCAAGAAAUUAGAUCGAUCGUAGAAAAUUUGAGACGAAUACAAAAUGCAACAAUAGAUCUUUGUAUUAAUGAAGUUAAAAAAUUAAUCGAAGGACGAAUAAAACUCUUUUUAGUAAGUGUUAAUGAUCUCAUUAAAAUUAACAAUUUCUAUGAAGCAGAUGAAAAAAUAAAAUCCAUUACAUUAGUCAGUAAUUUAUUAGGUACAUUUGGUACACAAUAUAUAUUUGAACAGAUUGAAGAACUAAAUAAAAAUCUAGAUAUAGUCGUAUCGAAUGUUGUAGUGAAAAAAUAUGCCGAAAUGGAUAUGAAUGAAUAUACGUUAAAUCCAUCAAAAGAUAUAUUUGAUAAACUUGGAAAAGUUAGCGAUAUCAAUCCUAGAUAUGCUAAACCUUUAGAUGAAAUAAGAAGAAGUAUUUUGACUAAAUUUAGAAUAGAAUUAGAUGAAACUAAAAAAAAACAACCACCAAAUUCUGAUAAUAUUCAUAUAAGAAAGUUUGAUUCAGGUGUUAAAUAUUUACCAGAAGAUAUGCAAGAAACUCUUAAAAAAGAUUUACAACAUUGUAUAGUUGAAAUUAAUAAAAAUAUUGAAAAACAUAAUAGUGAUUUAAAGGCAGCAUGUGAUAGUAGAGAUCUUAAACGUAUUAAAAAAGUUAUUGAAGAUUAUCAAAAGUUCGAAGGUAUGCAAUAUUAUGCAAAUAAAGAUCGAGAAUAUAGUAAAUUAAUUAAUGAAGAUAAAAAUGAAAUUGGAAAACAUCGAGAUGAACGUUAUAAAAAAUUUAAUGAAAAAUUUCCAAUUUUAAACAAAGCUAAAGUAUUAAUAGACAUUGUUUCAUAUGUUGAAAAUAUUUUAAAUCGUUUUUCAACAAAUAUUCAUUUAAUACGAAAGGAUUAUACUGAAUUUAAUAUAUGUUAUCUUAAUUUUUUAUCAUUUCGACAAGAAAUGACAUCAAUAGAAUAUGAAAUAAAAGAUAAAAUAGGUAGAAUUGAAAAAAUUGAAAUUUGGGCACGUUCAGCUGAACAUGAUUUAACAAUUGAAAAUGUUACUUCAAUGUUAAUAAAUAUGAACCGUACUUCAAUGGAUAUGCCUUCAUUUAAGACUAAAAUAAAUGAACGUAUAGAUGAAUUACUUAAUUAUUAUAAAACUAUAACAAAUGAUAAUAUGGUUUUUACAAAGUUAGGUACACUUUUAAAUCAAGAUAAAACUGAAAAACGAUAUGAACAGUUUAAUAAAAUUUAUCAAGAAUUAAUUCAACAAAAUCUAAAAUCUAAUAUGAAAUUAGAUAAAUUAAUAGAAACUAUUAAACUAAUAGAAGAAAAUAGAAAACAGGAACCAAAUGAAAUAGAAUGGGAUGCAGAUAUACGAAGAAAAGUUCCAGAAUUAGCAGCACAUAUUUUUGCUUUAUGGACACUUAAAAAUGUAGAACAUUAUUUUGAAGCUGACGGUUUAUUAAAUUAUAUAUAUUAUGGUACAUUCAAUAAACUAUGUGAAGAUAUCAUUAAUGACAAUGGUGAUAUUCGUCAAGUAGUUGAACAAAUAAUUUCUAAAGAUUCUAAUAUAGGAAUGAAAAAUAUUCAAAAUAUAAAACGUGCUAAAAUAUUAUUAAUUGAUGAAGUUGAUAUUUUUUUUAGUCAAGAUUUUUAUGGUAAUGUUUAUACACCAACAGCUACUUUACGAGAUCUUAUUAUAACAUCAUUAGUUCAUUUGAUUUGGAAAGAAAGAAAAUAUAAAUUAAAACUUCAUAGAUUAAAAACUACAAAUGAAUAUAAUGAAUGUUGUAAUAAAUAUUCUAAUUGGAAAUUAUUAUUUGAAGAAGUUAUGAAAGAUAUGCUUUUUGAUGUUAAUAAUUUUGAAUCACAUGGUUAUAUUGUUAAUCGUGAUAAAAUAGGAUAUAUAGAACAGGAUAAUAUUGUCUAUAAUGUUGCUUAUGGUUAUAAAACUCUAUUUGCUUAUUUUUAUGAAUAUGAAAAAUGA
Molecule: messenger RNA, 2472 nt
Organism: Rotaria sp. Silwood1
Lineage: Eukaryota; Metazoa; Rotifera; Eurotatoria; Philodinida; Philodinidae
Source: the annotation of a GenBank genome assembly